CCCUCACGCUAUAGGAUACCGAUAGUGAAGAACGCCAGCCCACCGAGAGCGACCUUGGGUCCUCUUCUAUAUUUCGAUACCAAGCGGUUCGCUAGAUUGACGACAAGUCAAUCUUGAAAAUUUAUCGGAAAUGACUUCCCAGGGAGUCCCCUCUCGCAAACGCCCUGCUCCAGGUACAUCACCUGUCGUGCAUGCGCCAAUUGGGUCAAUCACCAAUUACACAGACACCACUAAUCAACUCUCGGACGACCAGUUUCUACAAUGGGGCCAGGAUCCUCAUGCUGGUACUACUAUGGCACAGGCUUUUCCUAUUGAUACCACCCCAUACACAACCAUGUCAUAUGCCGCUGCCAACCAGGACGGUCCAGUACCGGUACCGUCGGACCAAACGCCUAACCAGCUCGCUAGAAGACCAAUGAAUCAGCUAAUAAAUCGGAAUCGCUCUUUCGAGCAAUCUUCUGUUUCAUCUGUACCAGAUUCCGGUGGUGAUGGCUGGGGAGAGAGCAUCGCAGAACUCGAACAGCGAGCGUUGGUCGCAAAAAGAGAAGCUCAGGCGAAACGAAAACAAAUUCCGCCUUUUGUUCAAAAGCUUAGAAGUUUUCUCGAUGAGCCACAAUAUGCUGAUUUUAUCCGGUGGUCGGAGGACGGAAAUUCAUUUAUCGUGCUGGAUGAAGACGAGUUCGCCCGGAGGCUGAUCCCAGAACUGUUCAAACACAAUAAAUACGCCUCGUUUGUACGACAACUAAACAUGUACGGUUUCCAUAAAAAGGUCGGAUUGUCCGACAACUCGAUGCGAGCGAGCGAAAGGAAAAACAAGAGCCCAAGUGAAUACGCUAAUCCAUACUUCAAGCGCGGUCAUCCGGAUCUUCUUUGGCUAAUUCAGAAGCCAAAGAAUGCUCCUGGUCAAGGUAGCAAAGGUGGUAAGGGUGCUAAAAUCAAGACAGAAGACGGCGAAGAGCAUGAUGUCGACGACUACGUCGACGACGUUGGCCGCGACGAGCGCCCCCGGAAUGGCGGUCAACUUGCGAUAACCAAUGGACAGGAAGUCAUGCCAAAGGACCAAUUGGCUGGAGUCUAUCGUGAGCUUCAAACUAUUCGCCAGCAGCAGCAGAUCAUUUCCAGUACGAUAUCUAAACUACGCCGUGAACAUGAACAAUUAUAUGCUCAAGCUGCCAACUUCCAAGAGCAACAUAGCCGUCAUGAAAACUCGAUCAACGCAAUCUUGACCUUCCUUGCUACGGUGUACAAUCGCAGCCUUCAGGGACACGACGGCCCGCAGAAUCUGGCCAAUUCAUUUUCUGGUAUCAUUUCUCAAGAUCAAGGCAAUGUUGUUGAUAUGGGUGACGAUUUCACCUUGAGUAGUUUAGGCAACGAUCUUGGUUCAGGAACGCCUAGAUUCAAGAAACAGCCGUUACUUCUGAAAGCCCCUCCGCAGGUCAAUCCAGUGAUUCAUGAUCGUGCGACCACUUUGUCUCCAGCUGGCAGCAAUUACGAUCCUCUUUUGAAUCGCAAAUAUUCCCGGCAAAGUACUACACCAUCACACACUAUUGAAGAAGUGCACGAUGUCACUGCUCCGCAAGCUACUGUUCCCACACAAUCCACACAAGACGGCAAGUCACAGCGUGAUAUCAUGUCCAUGAUCCAACUCUCCAACGCUGCUAAUGGAGUACAAACAACUUUCGCCGACUUUCCUAAUAUUGUCAAUUCUUUGGAGACGUCCGGUGGCAACUCGGCACUUACUCCGAAGCAGCGGGCAGACAUGUUGCGGCAGAUUGCGCGUGACACAACCGUUAGUGAUCCUAGUGUCGCUUCUUCCAACAAUGCCCUCAUUACCCCUACUCCGCCUCCAAUGCCAGACAACUAUUCAGCCCAACUUGCAAAUACUCGUGAUGAAAUUGACAAUUUGAUGAAGAUGCAAGCAGAACAGGACCGUUCUGUACAGAACCUAACCAAUCUGCUACAGCCAUUGAGUCCAACAGGUCAAAUUCCAGGGCUUCAGGAUGGCAAUGUACCUCCUCCAAGUCUCGACCUCGAUCAGAUUUUCAACAGCCAAGAUUAUUUUACGGACUACAAUGAUUUAGACAACAAGGGGAACUUGGAUACGAAUGACACAUCGACAAAUGCCACGACCGGAGUACCUUCUCAAGCUUACAGAGCCACUGCUGACGACCGAACUGCCAAUGAUGAUCUCUUCAAUUUUGACAAUCUUGCCAAUGAACCGGUAGAUACGGAUCUAUUCGGUGACAACGCUCAAGCCCCUGGCGCAUCGGCAGGCUACUUUGAUAAUUACGAAGACUUCAUUAAACCUGGCCUCAAUAAUGACGAUCUCAGCAAUCGCAACACGACUGGUGCUGCGGGUGGUGAUAAGAUGCAGAACACUACUUCUCCGGAGAUGGGACGCAUCAUUGAGUCUCUCACUGACAGCGAAUCAACAAGUCCCACGAAUACGGUAGAUGAGAAUUACCAAGCUCUCAGCGCAGGCAAAACGGCUGAUGUAGUCGUCCAGAGCCCAAAAAGACGGAGAAAGGUGUGAACUCAAACGGCGAACGUAUAGACCAUGAACAUAAUCACACCGAGUAAUGAAUCUGCUGAAUGAUAUUGCAUCCUCUUCUUUUGAUCAUUAUCUUGGUUAUGGGAGGAAAAUUUUCUUUUUUUUCACCACCAUCCAUCAUAAACGAAACGAAACACGGGACUUACCUAAAACGAGAUUUGGCGCCACGGGUUCUUAUUUCUUUUUCUUUAUACACGAGAAGGUCAGACUUGACUUGAUGAUAUACGGAGUACUCACUUAUCUUUUUUCUUUCUCUUUCUUGUGUUUUUGGAUCCUUGCUCCCCUGGCUAUUUAAUCAAUGGGGAAACACGUCCCAUGUAUAUGCGAUGCCUAAGCUAGGUUCAAGGUAAAUAAUUGCAUGAAUUUCAUGGAAUUCGUA
Talaromyces stipitatus ATCC 10500 is the source of this 2930-nucleotide messenger RNA. RefSeq names its product heat shock transcription factor Hsf1, putative. Gene Ontology annotation, biological process: regulation of DNA-templated transcription. The coding region runs from base 131 to 2533 and encodes 800 amino acids. The transcript has 2 exons. The record is from RefSeq and is a predicted model, not a curated record. Lineage: Eukaryota; Fungi; Ascomycota; Eurotiomycetes; Eurotiales; Trichocomaceae. Gene Ontology annotation, molecular function: DNA-binding transcription factor activity; sequence-specific DNA binding.